GACAGGGAACACAUCCUCAAAACACUUCGCAUUAUUAGAGGAUUUUCAAAGAGGAUUGAGGAGGAAAAACACGUCCGAGAGGCCAAGAUGACGAAUACUGAGAGCUACUUAGGUAGUAGUGACAACGAGAUAAGCGGAAUAGUUAAUAGAGACUGGUAAUGAAGCACUCGAACACACUUCCAUUUUGUUAACAGCGUGUUGAUUUUAUUGUGGUCACAAUUAUAAACUGACAUUCCUUCCUGCCAUUAAUUGAAGAAGAGGACUAUAAGAUGGUUCCGACUGUUAUAAUCUCGCUGACUUUUUUCUCCAUCCUCGCCUUCUUCGGCAUCCCGCUGAACGCCGUCACCAUUCGCGUCAUACUGAAACGACGUCGCAAAACGAGCACGCAGAUCUUCAUCAUCAUCCUCGCGAUGACAGACCUCUUCGUCUGUAUCGUCACACCCAUGCUGUGGUAUAUCUUGGUACUGACAGACAUGUUUUUCACGGAUAUUUCAUGCAUGACCAUCACCUUCAUCGCCGCCUUCUCUUUACUCCAGUCCAUCUUCAUUGGCGCGACCAUAGCACUCGAUCGCUACUUCCUGAUCUGCCGACCUUACAGCCAAUUCAUGACAAAGAAACGGGUAAUUGCCAUAAUGGUGGCUUGUUUGAUAUUUUCCUUCAUUCUGGCGUUCUUAGUUGCCUACCAUUCCAAGGCGAGGUUGUAUAAAAACAACGCCUUUAAAUGCGAUCUCGCAGGAUGGUCCAUCGUAUUUGAAAGGAUGAUGAUAGCCGUGAUGGUGAUCUGUGGCAGUUGUAUGGUUGUGUUGUACUGGAAGGUGUAUCGAGCCCUUCGAGUGCAGCGAAAUCGUGUCAUGGUUCACAUGGACAACAACUUGAGGAUUCCAUCUAACCGAAGCCAAACCGGAGAAUCGUCGACGACAAGGAAAGAUUCGGUGCGAAUCGAAAUCAAAAGGGCAUCUUUGGAUAACACAGUGGCCACGGGAAUAGAAAUUCCCAGGUCUUCACAUUCCAGUCCCAAGAAUUAUGCUCAAUCUAGUGCAAAAGAAACACAACUUCACGGCGGCGUCAAAAAGCUGUUUAACGAGUCGCUCACUCCUGCCAAUGUCGUCGAUGUUCAUAACGUCAAUGCUACACAAAAAACACAACUUCACGGCGAUGUCAAAAAGCUGUUUAACGAGUCGCUCACUCUGGACAUUGACGACGAUGUUCAUAAUGUCAAUGCUGCACAAAAAACACAACUUAACGACAACGUCAAAAAACUGUUUAACGAGUCGCUCACUCCUGUCAACGACGUCGAUGUCCAUAACGUCAAUUUUACACAAGAAACACAACUUCAGGGCGACGUCACAGAGCUGUUUAACGAGACUCUCACUCCCGUCAAUGUCCAUAACGUCAAUGUUACAGAAGAAACACAAUAUCAUGACGACGUCAAAAAGCUGUUUAACGAGUCGCUCACUCCUGUCAAUGUCCAUAGCGUCAGUCAUGUCAAUGGGGCAUGCACAUCGACAGGACAACCUCCAUUUGCGCCGUCACAUUCCAAAUCUACAGUAGAUGUAUGCGUUGUAACGCGUCACCGGAGUGCCGAUAUCAACAAUGCCGAGCGGUCACCCGCCCCUGUCACAACCGCCGAUCGUCAAGCCACCAACAUCAUGCUCGUCAUCACCGGGGUAUUCUUGAUCACGUGGAUACCGUCGAUCGUAGUCAAUCUCAUCCCCGUAGACGCAUUGGUGGAGAUGGCCUCGACGAAUAACCAUCUCUAUCUCUUCGUGUUUUUUCUCCAGCACACUGUGUACAUCAGCAUGGCGGUUAAUCCUCUCGUUUACGGGUUCAUGAACACACGAUUCCGGAAAGAAUGUUUGAACGAAAUUAGAUACCUCAGGUCUUGUCUUGAUUGCUGGUCAUCUUAAAUCACAUCAGUACAUGCCAGAUAAAAAGUCUAUUUUCUGGUGCAAAUUGUUUGAUUGGGAAACGUCGUGCACUUCAUGAUCUGUCUGCGAUCUGAUUUUUGUUUGGUAUAAGCGUAUUCCUGGAGCGGGAAGGCCCUACUAGACUUUAAAAUUAUCACGAGUGAGAAAAAAAAUGGGAAAAUUGGUGGAACAUUCAAGGCAGGUUAAAAAAAUACACUGUUAAAAAUACUAGUAAUUUUACAAAGAAAAAUCGUAAAUAAACAGGAUUUUUAACUUUUAAAAACAGACGACACAAUGAUUUAACAAACCAAACGUAAUUAUGCAUCAAGUUAAAUGUAAAACAGAGUUAGAUAUAACAAUCUUUGUAAAAAUACCAACGAACUAUCGUGUGUUUAUUUUUAUUGCAGUGCAUCUAUCGUAUAAAUAGCAUUCGUAUUUGUUAAUUAACGGCGUUUUUCAUGUUAAAUGAAUUUAUAAUGAUGGGUUGGUUUAUUUUUAUGCUAAUUAUCAAUUCUUGCAUUUUUACAGCCCAUCGUAAUUUAACAGUUCAUACUUUUUGUGAGUCCCAGCUGCUAGUAAUAAUUACUAUUUUUACAGUUUUAUUUUUAAAAGUGUACAUAAAAUGGGAUAUCACAAAAACCAAAAAAACAACAUUAAUUGCAAAAAAAAGUAAUCGUACCAUAAAAUUGAAUUAGUAAGAUGGCAAUAACAUUAAAAAGGAUCGGAUUUAAGGGGAACUUACGUGAGCAAAGAUCAAGCAAGCAUGACAUCGACAAAGGAACAUUCAAUUCAUCUGAAUUCUGGUAACAAUAUCGGAAAGGGGAGGAAACAAAAUUAUUAAUUUCACUUUAUAGUCUGAAACAUAGUGUGAUACGGGCUUUUAUACCACAUGAAUUGAACAUUGAAAAAAUUGAUAUUAUAACUAAAUAUGUUGGUCCUUCGUUGAUAUACCAAAAAGCAACCUCCAUAUGUCUUAAGGGGCUUUCACAAUUGCUCUUGCGAUCGUUUGCGAUCUGUGUUUGCGAUAUUUUGAUAUGUUGAUAUAUCCUCUUUCGUGUCGAAUGUUGAUAUUUUGCAGUAGUUGUUGAUGUUUAUGAUAAAAAAACAAAGGUGAUGCAUAUCACAAGAAGUAGACAAGUUAACCCAUCUACCUAUUAUUUAAACAAUACUGCUUGAGAUUCUGAUUCUUCCAUCAGAUACCUUGGACUGAUCCUCUUUUUCGACCUCUCAAGGAAAACCCACAUUGACUCAGUUGUAUCACGUGCUAAUCGUCUAUUGAGAUUCAUAAGUUUCAGCCCUCGGUUUUUUUAACUGAUGAUUGGUUAAAUGCUAUAGACAAAGGUCAAAUUACAGGAGCACUUUUCAUUGAUUUAAAACGUGCUUUUGAUACUGUAAAUACGUCUAUUUUGUUGAAUAAAUUGAAGAAUAUUGGUUUAAGUGAUUUGUCUUUAGCAUGAUUUCAUUCGUAUUUAAAUAACAGAACACAAUAUGUUGCGAUGAAAAAUGCUAAAUCAAAUGAUCGAUGUAUUUUCCUUGGAGUUCCACAAGGAUCUAUAUUAGGUCCCUUACUUUUUUUACUUAUAUUGAUGAUAUGUUAAAAGUUUUGAAUCAUGGAAAGAUGGUAAUGAACGCUGACGAUACUACCCUAUAUAUAAGUGCUACGUCUAUUCAUGAAGUACAAGUAAAACUUCAGAAUGAUUUUGAUGCAAUCGCUAAGUGGAUCAAGUUAAAUAAGCUAUGUUUAAAUGUUGAUAAAACCAAAUAUAUGAUCAUUGGAAGUAAAAAAAAAAAGACUAAAUGUAUUGAAAGAUAUUGCAAUUUCUAUUAAGUAUGAAAGUAUUGAAAUUGAAAAGUGUAAUAGUUUAAAAUGUCUUGGUGUUAUUAUUGAUGAUAAUUUGUUAUGGUGCAAUCAUGUUGACUAUGUAUGUAGAAAAGUAUUUGCAGGACUUGCCAUGCUCAGAAGAGUGAAACCAUAUGUUGAUGAAGCUGCAAUGAAAUAAUUAUAUGUAUGUCUUAUUCAAACACAAAUGAAUUACUGUUGUGAAAUUUGGGGGGAUAGAUAUUUAGGUCAAUUUGAUAAGUUGACUAAAUUGCAAAAGAGGGCAGCAAGCUGCAAGACUUAUUUUAAACUGUAAUAUAUACACCCCUCUAAUGAAAUGUUUACUCGUUUAAAAAAUUGUAAUGCCUCGGGGGGGGGGUUGAAAGGAGAAAGUGCGCGCGCGAGAGAGAGAGAGACAGUUGGGGGGUGCCUGGGUGUUGGCGGUGGAAGGCAAUUUGUAUUUUUACAUGAAUCGCCCUGCCGUUCGACUUUGUUUAUUCCGGCCAUAGCUGCGCGUUGUUUACCUGUUUUUUGUAGGUCUUCGAUGUCAGUGAAAUAGUGACUUUCUGGAGGUUUGUAAACUAAGGUCUGUACACUGGCCAUCCUUUUCUGUCUCGGAACUUCGCUUUUGAUCAAUGCACCAUUUUGCUGUUAUUCUGCCAUAUUGAUUUUGUUUUCUAAUCAUGUAAAAAUUGUUUGUAUAUAUUGUGAUC
Lytechinus variegatus (green sea urchin) is the source of this 4439-nucleotide messenger RNA. RefSeq lists its product as uncharacterized. Gene Ontology annotation, molecular function: neuropeptide receptor activity. Gene Ontology annotation, cellular component: membrane. The record is from RefSeq and is a predicted model, not a curated record. The coding region runs from base 270 to 1907 and encodes 545 amino acids. Lineage: Eukaryota; Metazoa; Echinodermata; Echinoidea; Temnopleuroida; Toxopneustidae. The transcript has a single exon. Gene Ontology annotation, biological process: neuropeptide signaling pathway.